Messenger RNA from Phascolarctos cinereus (koala), 4651 nucleotides. NCBI's taxonomy places the organism in Eukaryota, Metazoa, Chordata, Mammalia, Diprotodontia, Phascolarctidae. The record is from RefSeq and is a predicted model, not a curated record.
GCCGAGGACACGCGCGCAGCCUCUUUCAGCGCUGAGGACACGGAGUCCGGCUCUUGGGAAGGAGCGCUUGAGCGCACCCCGGACCGCGCGCGGGGCUGGGGGCCGCAGGCAAGGGCGAAGGCAAGGACAAAGGCAGAGGCGAGCCUGUCCGGGAUCCGCAGAGCCCCUCCGCUGGCCCCGCGGAGCAGGUGACCCUGUGGGACUCUGCCACGCCUGCCCAGACCUUGGUUAGCGGUUGGGGGUGUGGGACGGACUGGUUAAAAGCCGAUUUGCGCCCCGAGCCCCGGGGGUCGACGCGAGCUGAGUUGUUGGCCAGGAGAGCGGGACAAGCUCCGGCCGGGCCAGAUUGCUUUACCUCUCCAAAGUUACCAGGAUCUGAACAAAAAUUCCUGCUAUAGCAUCUUCAACACGUGAUCAUCUGGCAUCUUCCCCCAUUAGAUUAAAUAAGAGGAAGAAACUAAGUAAGCUGAAAAGCAGCCAUGGCGUCAGAUGCCAGUCACAUGCUGGAGGCUGCCCUGGAGCAGAUGGAUGGGAUUAUUGCGGGCACCAAAUCGGCUGCCGAACACAGCAAUGGUGCCUAUGACGUUGGGCUGCCCUCCCAAUCCCCAUACAUGAACAUGUUCCCAGUACUUCAUCUCGUUGAGGACCUGAAGCUGUCACUGGAGAUGCUGGGGGAUCCUCAGGAAAGAGAAGCCCUCCGGGGUCAGAUCCCAGAGCCCACUGCAGCCUACAUAAAAGAGUGGCUUCAGGGAAAUCUGUCACAGGUAAACCACCCAGCUGCAGUUACGAAUGAAACCUACCAGGAGCGCUUGGCCAGAUUGGAAGGUGACAAGGAAUCUCUUAUGUUACAGGUGAGUGUCCUGACUGACCAAGUGGAGGUCCAGGGUGAGAAGAUCCGGGACUUAGAAGUCUGCCUGGAAGGGCACCAGGUGAAACUCAAUGCUGCUGAAGAGAUGCUGCAACAGGAAUUGUUGAGCCGCACGUCACUCGAGGCACAGAAACUAGAGCUGACAGCGGAGGUUUCCGAGCUGAAGCUCCGGCUGGUUGGCAUGGAAAGGGAACAGAGGGAGCAGGAGGAGAAGCAGAGGAAAGCUGAGUUAGUAGUGAAUCUGAUCAGUGAUCUACAGGAGCAGAUGUGUAGACUACAGCUGGAAAUCAGUAGCCAAAUUCAAGAGAGAAUGUUGCAGGACAGGGACCACAUGGAUGAAUGUAGCCCUCAGGAGAGCCCCCAGGCCAGCAACCCCGAUGGCUUGCCUGAAUUGCUACAGGAACUCAAGCAUCUCAAAAUCAAAGUGGAGGAGCUGGAGAGUGAACGAAAUCAGUAUGAAUGGAAGCUGAAAGCAACAAAGGCUGAGAUCGCCCAGCUGCAAGAGCAGUUGGCAUUGAAGGAUGCAGAAAUUGAGCGCCUCCACAGCCAGCUCUCCAGGACCGUGGCCUGCACUGAAAGCACAGAAAGAGAGGGAGUUUGUAAGAGAAGGCUAAAGGAAAAAUAUCAAGAAGUUCAACGUCUAAAAAUAGGAAUGGAAUCCCUACUUGUUGCAAAUGAAGAAAAGGAACGCAGGAUAGAGGAGCUUACAUUGUUACUGAGCCAGUACCGAAGGGUAAAGGAGAUCAUGCUGGGAGGCCAUGGCUCUUCAGAGAGAAUCCUUUCCAGUGGGGAAGAAGAAAUGGAGGGAUCUUUCCGGAAGUGGAAUGUGGUGAAUAAAUCCCCAGGAGAAACAAUGAAACUAGAGCUAUCUCCAAGAUGUACCUCCCCUACCUUGGGGGCUCCUCCCCUGCCUCAUAAAAGCCUGGAAACAAGUGGAAGCAUCCUGGAUACCAGCAAUGGCCAGAUUUCCCACUGUGAGGAGGAUUCUCUGGAGUCACAGAGCAGGACUCAGGAAAAACUGUCCAGUAGCCUGGAAGACCUGCAGAGUGGCUCUGUGGAAAAGUAUGUAGACGGGAAGCCACUUGUGCCUGUUGUCGGAGCUGAGGACACCCUUUUCCUAGGGGAGAACAAAUACCAAACACUACCAGGGAAACUUCCUGGAGCUACACACAAUGGAGAGCCUGGAACAUCCAUCCCCUCCACUUCUCAGACCUCAGGGAGCAGCCUGCCAAGCCUGACUCGUGGCCGGAGUGUCAGUGCACCGAUAUUAGGAGAAACCGAGAGCAGUUUGGAUAAUACUGUCACAUCAAAUGACCUUUCACCUACUUCUUCUGGAACCGACUCGGGGCCCCAGUCUCCACUAACUCCAGAAAUGAAACGGAGUCCUAAAGGCAUCCGGAAAUUCUGGGGAAAAAUAAGAAGGACUCAAUCAGGAAAUUUCAACACAGAUGCAAUAGGGAUAGCAGAAUUCCGCCGAGGUGGGCUCCGGGCAACUGCAGGACCAAGGCUGUCCAGAACCAGAGACCCCAAAGCUCAGAAGAGUGAUUCCAACGCUCCUUUUGCCCAGUGGAACACGGAGCAGGUGUGUUCCUGGCUGGAGGACUUUGGUCUGGGUCAGUAUGUGAUCUUUGCCAGGCAGUGGGUGAGCUCUGGCCACACACUAUUGACUGCUACUCCUCAAGACAUGGAAAAGGAACUGGGAAUUAAGCAUCCCCUGCACAGAAAAAAAUUAGUUUUGGCUGUGAAGUCAAUUAACACAAAGCAGGAAGAGAAGUCUGCACAACUAGACCACAUUUGGGUAACCCGGUGGCUUGACGAUAUUGGCUUGCCUCAAUACAAAGACCAGUUCCAUGAAUCCAGGGUUGACGGGCGGAUGCUUCAAUACUUAACUGUGAAUGACCUUCUCUUCUUAAAAGUCACCAGCCAGCUGCAUCAUCUCAGCAUCAAGUGUGCCAUCCACGUGCUCCAUGUCAACAAAUUCAAUCCUCAUUGCCUCCACAGGAGACCCGCCGAUGAGAGUAAUGUUUCUCCUUCUGAAGUGGUACAGUGGUCCAACCACCGAGUGAUGGAAUGGCUGAGGUCAGUGGACCUGGCUGAAUACGCACCCAACCUUCGAGGAAGCGGAGUUCAUGGUGGUCUCAUUAUCCUAGAGCCCCGCUUCAGUGGGGACACACUAGCCAUGCUUCUGAACAUUCCUCCUCAGAAGACACUUCUCCGACGCCAUUUAACCACCAACUUCAAUGUCCUCGUUGGGCCUGUGGCCCAGCAAGAAAAGAGAGAUAUAAUGGCAUCUGCAGCCUAUACACCACUGACCACUACUGCCAAAGUCCGGCCAAAGAAACUAGGAUUUUCACACUUCGGAAAUAUGAGAAAAAAGAAGUUUGAUGAAUCUACAGACUACAUAUGUCCCACAGAGCCGAGUGAAAGUGUGAAUGGCAAUCACAAGGCUUAUGGUGGCCACAGCCACCGAGGCCCUCCCCCCAGUCCUGGGGAGGAAUUGGACAAACUGGAUCAGAUGGAACCUUCGGAAGGUACAGUCCUACAGAUAGGGGUCAUCUCUCAAGGCAUUCACAACCUCACGGUAUGUACUAACCUGAUGCUUGCUCCUCCCACCCCUCCCUCAUCACAACAAAGGAAUAGAAUCAAAGGAGCCGGCCACAAUCUGGUCCUUGGGUCAGUAUGUUGGCCACACAGGUGAGAAGAUGGAAAAUAUCCCUCUGUGCUUGGUAGCCUGGGCUGAUUUCUUUGUUUCAUGGGGCAAGCAGGAGCAAAGGUGAAAAAACAGUGUUGAUCACCUACAGGUCAUCUACCAUAUUCAACUAGGAGGCCAACACAGGAAGAAACAAAUUCCCCAGGUUCUUCCCUGUAGCCACGCCUCUCCAUAGGCCAUAUUUCCAUCCUUUUCAAAGGAGUCUUUCUGGUUCUGUUUAUAUAACAUUCUCCCAAAGAGUUCCUAGGCAUCUUGCAGUGGUUGACUUGACCCCAGCUGUCAGUGUAAAGCAUAAGACGUUCACCUUAUAGAGAAAAAUAAGCUUUUUGGAGUCUGUGUCAGUACAUUAAUUAAGGCUUCUGUCAUUAAAUUCAACAUUGGCAAGUCUUUCCAAAUUUAUCCCCUAUCAUUGUGAGCAGCCUACAGAAUUCCCAUCACCUACCUGCAUGCUGACCAGCACCAGAGGCAUGUUGCCUUAGCCGGUAAGCCCAGAAGAUUUCCAUGGACUCCUCUGGGGAGUUAGAGCAGGGGGGUAGAGAAAGAAAAAAGGACAGCAGAGAACUAUAGGUGGUACCUGUAUAGAAAUGGGCAUCAAGAGCUACCAAAAAAAAUCUAAUUCUAUUGCUUGUUUUUGUAUUUGUUUUUCAUUUUUCAUGGUUUUCUCACAACCUGAUUUUUGUUUGUUUUGUUGGGGGGGGUUGGUUUUUUUCUUUUUGGGUUUUUUUUUACCCAAAUUGCUAUAUAUAUUUUACUCAAUAUCACUAUAAUGGCCCAGGCCAGGUUGUUAAUUUACCUUAAAUAAAUGAACAUUUAAAUAAACUUGUCAUUUAAAACAUUUUGUUCAUUUUGUUCUGAAAGGCAAAAUCCUUACUAAAAUUUCCAGUAAUUUUGUAUGGGGCAGCUAGGUGGUACAGUAGAUAAAGCAAAGGAUUUAGAAUCAAGAAGACUGGAUUUCAAAGUCUGAAUCAGAUACUCUGUAGAUACAUGAGCCUGCAAGGAACUAAUAGAAGCAGCUGGUGGUACAGUAGACAGAGUGCUGGACCUGGAGUCAGGAAGACCAGAGUUCGAAAUUG